Messenger RNA from Xylaria bambusicola, 1350 nucleotides. RefSeq lists its product as uncharacterized. The record is from RefSeq and is a predicted model, not a curated record. The transcript has a single exon. Lineage: Eukaryota; Fungi; Ascomycota; Sordariomycetes; Xylariales; Xylariaceae. The coding region runs from base 291 to 920 and encodes 209 amino acids.
GAGAUAGCAUACAUACCUACUUAGGUGUACAAACUUCGAGGAACCAUAUCUGCAGUGUCCAAGUUUCACUCUUAUGAACUGUUACUAUAAGAUACGGAAGGGAAUGAAUCAGAUACUCUCACAAUCCUAUCAGCCCACCUCCUACUAGGUACUUACCUAUGUAAUUUAAGUUUUGGUGAACAUCCAUCGACUUGACCACCCAUAACGAAUAGACAAACACCCUCUCACAUUACCUGCUCAUCAAUCAAAACAAGCAUACAAAUAAAAUAAAAAACUCAAGCAAAUCCAAAAUGUCACUAGCACCCGCAGAUCUCCCCAAAGAACCCAAAUGUGUCCCUCCAAUCCCCGUCCCGACCUACGGCGCAGGCGGCGUCUUCACCGUAGCCUGCGCGGCAGAGCUCGCAGCGCCAGCCCUCCAGUGUCUAGAGAAAGUCCUCGAUCUCCCACACUACGGGUCGUGGAACACAUUCAUCCCUCGCGCCGAGGUCCUGACGUCCGGGCCAGACGAUAAUGCCUCGGCGCCGCUACCGCCGGAGGUGCAGGCCCUAGCCGCGCGGCCGGGCUUCGUGUCGCCCGGUGCUCGGAUUAGAUUCGACGCUGUGAUGAGCGGGUCUUGGACGCGGUCCGUCGAGCUCGAUGUCUCGUUUCUCGAGGCCUUUGAUCCCGCAGACGGGGGUGGGAAGGCGUAUCGCGUUGCGUGGAAGGGCACGUCCUUCCCGACCUUCUUGCUGCGCUCGGAGCGCGUGCAGGAGUUCGUGGAAUAUGUCGCUGAGGACGGCAGCGUGAGGACCAAGUAUGCUAAUUGGGAGACGUUUGGUGGGUUGCUCGGGUAUGUGCUGCCUAGGGAGCAGAUUGUCGCUGGGUUUGAGAAGUGGACGGUGGGGUUGAAGAAGGCUGUUGAGGAGGAGGUUGCUAAGUGACCUUGGGAGUGUGAUGGUGAGAAGGGGAAUUGGAGUCAAGCAUAUCAUUUUCAGGCGAUGGGUUUUGUUUUCGUUACGGCCUUCUACCGUGGCUGUCUAAUAUGGUAAUUUAUUGUGUUGGUAGACGAUUUGCAGGAGCAAAUGGUUGUCCUUUGACACACAACAUGGGAAUCAAAGGCGAUUUCGAAGGCAUCCGAAUUGAACAGGUGGAUUACAAGGAAUACUACAAUACCGAAAGGGAAAGCAUGGGCCUGGGACGACUUAGAAGCUCAAUAUUUACGCUUACGGAGAGGAGAGCCUGACUAUGAUAAUGUGACAACAUUGCCCAUGCACGAGGUGUUAGUGUUGUAAUCGCCUUCAAAUAUUGCCGCGGCAAGGCAGAGGUAACAAACAAUAUGGGCCAUAAGUCACUAUUCACACGAGGAAGCGA